Molecule: messenger RNA, 1893 nt
Organism: Alternaria arborescens
Lineage: Eukaryota; Fungi; Ascomycota; Dothideomycetes; Pleosporales; Pleosporaceae
Exons: 1
Coding region: 1-1893 (630 amino acids)
Molecular function (GO): protein binding
Source: RefSeq, a predicted model, not a curated record
AUGUCAUCCUCAGUUGAGCAGAAGCUUCCCACGGAGCUACUAGAACAAGUACUAUCUUUCGCUCCUCGCGAUUCUCUUCCGAGUUUAUGCCUAACCUCAAGAGACUUCAACCGCAUCGCCACGCCAUUUCUGUACACAGGGAUAGAUCUGAAGGAGACGCACCAUCUUCCUGCCCUUGCGUACUUGAUGAUGACCUCCCCAGCCCACGCCGCUCUUGUCGAAUCAUUCAUCGUACCUGAUUCAUGGGCAAGGACCAAAGGGAAGUCUCGUGACUGGUCAUGGCCUGGACUCAAAGACACAGAGGUGCAGAGCGUCUUGAAAGCCAAGAGUGCAGCAUUUACGUCUAGCGAAGAAGAGGCCAACGAACUCUAUGGUAAGAUUUCAUCUGGCGAGAAUGAGGAUGCUAUCAUGGCAGUGCUACUCGCUUGUCUUCCCAAAUUACGACGACUGGAUUUCAGAGUUAGCACUGGCAAAGCUCCAGCAGACUCAAAGACGGUAUCUCCAGUAUCGCGCAAUGAUCACGUUGAUUUCCGUUUACUGUGGCCUAAAAUCAUGAAUAAGCUACGAUCACGCUGCGGCUUCACAAAGGAAGCGAACAGAAGCGUUACGAGUAACCCAUCGCAGGUAGUACAGCUGCCUGCAGUUUCACACCAUAUCGACAUCAUGGUCAGAUUCACAGGGCCGGUACGCAGGUACUCCAACUACACCUUACAUCUGGCAAACUUCUUCCAUCUUCCCAAUGUCCGCUCUAUAUACGGAUGGAGGCUUGGGGAUAUGGGUGAUCCUCCGGAUCUGGAAGAUGCGAAGAAUCCGUUCGCAACGCUGCCACCUCAAUCAUGCCCGGUGGAAUACAUCGAACUGCGUCGCUCCCAACUACACAAAGACCAUUUCCAGCUUAUGAUGGAUGCAACAAUACCCGGGAAAUUGAAGACGUUUAGCUACGAGAUUGGCGAUCGAUCAUGGUCUUGGUGUGGUACGGAUCACUAUUCAAUUAUGAAGAGCCUGCAGCCACAUUAUGAGUCGCUUGAAGGGCUGAGUCUAAGCUAUGACGAGGCCUAUCUUUCUCAUGAUAAAAGAAUUCGCGAUAAUGCUCCACCAUGCUCAUUCAGGUCCUUCGUCGCGCUGAAGCGACUCAGAGUCGCUCCUCUAUAUAUAUGGCACCACAGAACACUGUUUCGCCAACACACUUGGCAACGUUCUUCUCAGGAGCGACUUUGCUCUGUGCUACCUGAAAACCUAGAAGAGCUCUGGAUCACGAGGACUCAUGACCAUAUCACUCGGGUCGGCGCGCGUAACGGAGAGUUUUCAUUUGUCUCGGAUUGCUUACUCCCUGCGCUUCAUCAUGUCGUGCAGAACAAGUGGAGUGCUCUCCCCAAGUUGCGUCUCUUGCGUAUCGAAUUCCCUCUGCUGGAAUGGAAGGACGAAUGGUUCGACGAAAUAGCAUCGAUCUGCGAGCUAGCCGCUGUUAAAGGAAUAAGAACUACCAUCAUUUUGUGCGACAUGUUCUAUGAAGGCAGUCCUUUUACCAUCGAGCGACCUUGGGGCUGGAACGAAGAUAUUGAAUGGGAGCCAGAUAUGAAAUGGCAGCCAGAGCCAACCAAGACUAGCAGUAACCGAGAAUGCGCAAAAGUAUGGAUCGAUGCAACAGGGCAGGAACAUCUCGCUGCAAUACUCAAAGACAUGAAGGUCAGGUUUGAGGAAGAGGACGAGAUGUUUCGGAAGGCGAGCGGUGUGGUAUACGAACUAUGGGGGCCAAGCGUGGACUAUGACUAUGAUGCUAGUAGAGAUCUCGGCUUCCCUGAACGGUUCGUUGAUGAGCGGUUGCAGAAAGAGCCGUACUGGAAGGGACGUGGCAAGGAAACUAUACCGUAUCCUAAGUCAGUGGCCAGCUGA